CAGGUCAAAUUGUGGCUCACAGGAUGGAGGAUGUGAAAGCCAACAGCGUGCACAUCGCCUGGCAGAUCCCUCAGUACGUCCUCCUCACCAUAGGAGAGGUCAUGUUCUCCAUCACUGGCCUGGAGUUCUCCUACUCUCAGGCUCCGGCCAACAUGAAGUCUGUGCUGCAGGCUGGCUGGCUGCUCACCGUGGCGUUCGGAAACGUGAUCGUGCUGAUCGUGGCCGAGGGAGCGGGACUGGAGCAGUGGAAAGAGUUCCUGCUGUUUGCCGGGCUGCUGCUGGGCGUCUGCAUCAUCUUCUCCAUCAUGGCGAACUUCUACACCUACGUCGACCCCGACCAGCUGGACAAGACUCGCAUGGAGGACUCAGGGAGGGAGGACGAUGACGAGGACCACGUGAAGAAGAAGUCUAAUGACGUAAAGCUGAACAAAAGAGGAAAGAGCACCAGAUUGUAACGGUGCUGCUUUACAAACUCCAACUUUUAUCUGUAGCUGAUUUCAAAACGAUGGAUGAUUUAUGUGAACGUUUUUAUCUGUUAUAUUUUUUUAUUUUAAGUUACUUUUUUGUGUGGUAAUGAAGAUGUGAUCAGUGGACAUUUCUUGUGUUUAGAAGUAAUGUAUUUGUUUGUCACAACAUAUAAAAUAUUGUGUCAAAUAUUUUUUUUUAACAUCCAGUCACUUAAAAAUGUUUAACAGGAAAGUAUUUUCAUGAAAUAGUGUUUUUAAGGAGAAGUCCUGUGUGAUUUCCCGCACCGUGAUCAAUAGUGUUAUUAUAAAUGAAUGUCAAAUAUUAUGUUUAUAUUUGUUGUGUAUCGCUCCAUGAAGCUCAAUAAUAAUAAUGUCCUUUAACAGAGGUUCAGUUUACAUUGUGUGUUUGUAGCAAUGAUAUUUAAAGGACCAUUGCACCUGGUGGUUUUGCAUGUUUAGAGGCCUUUCAUUUCAAAUGCAGUCAGUAACCUUAGUGUUGAUGUGUCUCUUGCUGCCAUAAAAGUCAGAAACAAUCUUAAAUCAUGAUUAUGUUUAACUUUAAUGCGUCAAAAAUCAUCAUACAUUUUCCUUUUGCCUCUAUCACUGAUUAGAUUUUCUGAAACAAAGCUCAUCAGUGCCAAAUAUGAGAUGUGACAGCAUCUUUUUAACACAUUAAGGAAGUUCCUAGCUACUUGCACUAACACAUUACUAUAUUUAUCAUUAAAAAAACAUGCAAAACCAACAGUAUUGUCCUUAGAAAGACAAAAAAACAUGUGAUAUAGUUUUUGUUUUACUCUGGGAAUUGUUAAUUAUGCUGCUCCCUAUACAAAUCUGUAAAUAUAAUGUGAUGCUCAAGCUUUCUUUGCCUUUUGAAAUGUUAAAGAUUA
Molecule: messenger RNA, 1354 nt
Organism: Notothenia coriiceps (black rockcod)
Lineage: Eukaryota; Metazoa; Chordata; Actinopteri; Perciformes; Nototheniidae
Product: solute carrier family 15 member 1-like
Exons: 2
Coding region: 24-455 (143 amino acids)
Biological process (GO): transmembrane transport
Cellular component (GO): membrane
Molecular function (GO): transmembrane transporter activity
Source: RefSeq, a predicted model, not a curated record